Messenger RNA from Caretta caretta (loggerhead turtle), 8127 nucleotides. It is a transcript of the gene DCAF7, whose product is annotated as DDB1 and CUL4 associated factor 7. Gene Ontology annotation, molecular function: protein binding. NCBI's taxonomy places the organism in Eukaryota, Metazoa, Chordata, Testudines, Cheloniidae. The record is from RefSeq and is a predicted model, not a curated record.
GUUGUGUGAGGGGCCGAAUCCCAAACGGCCUCCGCCGCGGCGCGCAGCGUCUCCGGGUUUGGGAGCCGGGACUCGGGGCCGGGAGCCGGCUGCGCCCUCCACCCGCUUCCCCCGCCCGGCCCCUCUGUGCCCGCAGCCCCCGGUUUCCGUAGGCCUCGCUCGGACCGAGACCCCCCCCCCCCGCCCGCGCGCCGCCUCGGCUGGGCCCUUGCCCCCUGCGGCCCCGGCGCGCGCCCCCCGGCCCCGCCAUGUCGCUGCACGGGAAGCGGAAGGAGAUCUACAAGUACGAGGCGCCCUGGACCGUGUACGCCAUGAACUGGAGCGUCCGGCCCGACAAGCGCUUCCGCCUGGCGCUCGGCAGCUUCGUGGAGGAGUACAACAACAAGGUCCAGCUUGUUGGUUUAGAUGAGGAGAGCUCAGAGUUCAUUUGCAGAAACACCUUUGAUCACCCAUAUCCUACUACAAAGCUCAUGUGGAUUCCUGACACCAAGGGAGUAUAUCCAGACCUGUUGGCAACCAGCGGUGAUUACCUGCGUGUGUGGAGAGUGGGUGAAACUGAGACCCGACUGGAGUGCUUGCUGAACAAUAAUAAGAAUUCUGAUUUUUGUGCCCCGUUAACGUCGUUUGAUUGGAAUGAAGUGGAUCCUUAUCUUCUUGGUACCUCUAGCAUUGACACAACCUGUACCAUCUGGGGUCUGGAGACUGGGCAGGUAUUGGGAAGAGUAAAUCUGGUAUCGGGCCAUGUCAAGACCCAGCUUAUUGCACAUGACAAAGAGGUGUAUGACAUUGCAUUUAGCCGCGCGGGUGGCGGGAGAGACAUGUUUGCGUCAGUUGGCGCAGAUGGCUCGGUGCGGAUGUUUGACCUUCGUCAUCUGGAGCACAGCACCAUUAUCUAUGAGGAUCCACAGCACCAUCCAUUGCUGCGUCUCUGCUGGAACAAGCAGGAUCCCAACUAUCUUGCAACAAUGGCCAUGGAUGGUAUGGAGGUGGUGAUUCUAGACGUCAGAGUUCCCUGCACACCUGUUGCCAGGUUAAACAACCACAGAGCAUGUGUGAAUGGCAUUGCUUGGGCGCCUCACUCUUCCUGCCAUAUCUGUACGGCAGCGGAUGACCAUCAGGCUCUCAUCUGGGAUAUCCAGCAAAUGCCUCGUGCCAUUGAGGACCCAAUCUUGGCCUACACAGCAGAAGGGGAAAUCAACAAUGUACAGUGGGCAUCGACUCAGCCGGACUGGAUAGCUAUCUGCUACAACAACUGUCUGGAGAUCUUGAGAGUGUAACACUAUUGGUCUGUGCCAAACUGAGGCAGGGCUUUAUAACUUCCCCUCUCCUCUAAAGUAAGAACAAACAUGUUUCAAGUGGCCAGUAUCUUUUGUUGCUUUGCAUCUACUGUUCCAAGAAACUGUUACAGGAGUUAAUGGCAGGUGUCGGCUGUCCCUGCAAGACUCAGAAAACGAAGGGAUGCACCCAGCCUCUUGGACCUUCUGGGUUUUGAUUUUAAUAUUUUUCUCAAUUAAAAAGUUCUGUAUAUCUGUUUGUUGACUGUGUUAAUGAGCAUUACAGGCUUUAAAUGACUGUUUUAAGUUGCUGCAUAUGUCCAUGUGUUUGUCAGUCAGCAGAGGCAGCACAUCCAAUUAGUUUGAUAGAUGUAAGUGCAAAACUAGGUGGAAAGAAAAGACAUUAAUAUUAACCACCACCUUUGCAGGAAUUUUUAAUCAUUCCUGUUACUGUCCCUAAACUGUUUGAACAUUUGUAUGUUUUUAUAUAUUGGACUAAGUUUUCUAUUAAGUCGGCUCUUCACCCCAGUUCUUAUUUUUGAUGUGAUCCACUUCCAUGAGCCCCAAGCAGGAUCUGUUGAUAAUGAUGGGUCAUAAGCAUCAUUGUAGAUUUCCUAGCAGUAAACCUGUUGCUGUAGCUGUUGCCUUGGCUAUGUGCCCCUGACCAUUUGGUCAGAAUCGCCUGGUGCUGUGAAGUACCACUACUUGUCGCACAGUACUUCCAUUUUAACCGAUGCUAGAGGCAGUUGUUACUGUGGUGGGCCUUAUGUUAGAUCGUAAGUGAAUUAUUGAGUCUCCCACAGGUGUAUUACUUAACUGGUGAUACGAUUCACAGAGAGAAGAUGCUAUGAGCAUGACUAGAGCUAUUUUUGAAAACAUUUAGUAAAAAAUGUCACUUGUAAUGCAUUUGGAUAGACACGUCCAGUCAAAUGAUUCCUCUAGAAAGCUUCCUGUCUGAACCCAAAUAAAAUGGUUUCACACUUUCUAGCUUACUUGAUGGGCAACUGUAAUUCUAAGCAAAAUUCUGUAUCUAACCUAUACCUUAGAGUUUCUUUUGCAUUUGGCUCCUCUUCCUGGGAGUUCUACAAAGUGAACAAGUGAAGAGCUAGCUUUUUGUUCCUAAGAGCAAGGAGAGAAGCAUUAGCAUUGUACUGUCAGAUCUUGUUGGAUGAAUGUGUUAGAAACAGUUAGAACAGCUGGUCUGCUGUCCAAAGGCAAAUCAUGUCCCCGUAAGGGAAAGUUUCCUAAAGUAACAUACAGGGUUGGGUCUAAAUUAAAAGAAGUUGCCCAGUGUCUCAAAUAGAGCCAAAACAAGGUCUCCAGUUGUCAUUCUUGGGUACUGCAACUCUUGUAAGAGGACCAGGAUAGGUAUGGUGAGGGGGGAGCCUUCUAUUUUCAUCCAAGUUCCCUUUCUGAAGUGGAAAGGUAAGAGUGGGCGCUGCGAGCCCUCUGUCACCAUGAUGCUUUAUGAUUAGAGCUGCGGAGGGUUAGCAAAAUUCUUUUGUUGUCUUAACAUGGCGGGUAGUUUGAAUAUUGUCAUUUUCUUGUUUUGAUCAGCUAUCUGCAAUACCCUUCAAAUGAGAAGGUGACAAACUGAACACAGCACUGUGGUGAGGUCUAACCAUCACCUUGUACGGUAACAGACUGAGCUGAUGAGGUCAAGAUCCAGAUCAGCUGACCCUGACUCAUUACCUUGAGAGACAAUCUUGAUAUUGAGUGAAAACCAAAGGUGGCGGCAUACAUAAAAAGACAAAAAUUAUUUUUUUUAAAAAAUAUUAGGCUUUCAAUUUAAAGUAGCUUCAGUUACAUACACCUUCUCUCCAGAGUCCUUGCAACCAUAGGUUUCUAUUUUAAAUGCUCUGUCCCUCUUGUUCUGAGACCCAGACAAACAGGGAAGACUGGCUACAUGGAGUCAAUGAAACUAAAUGUUCAGCCUGCUGUCAAAUGCAGAUUAAAAUUGAAAAAUGGAGAUGUCUCCUUUUUCAAUUAUAAUCUUACCUGUUUGUGGUAACAGGCAAAAAUUAUCCUACAGGUGACUUUUAAAAAAAAAAAAAUAGAAAACAGAGUAUACAAAAACAUCUUAUUCAUCUGAUCACCUUUCAUUAGUGACGGAUAUUUACUCCAGUUAACAGUGCAGAGCCAACGCGUCUCUGGGAGAAUGAGGUGCGUUCUGUUCAGUCUCACGCAUUGUCAAUAAAAUUCAUUACGUUCAAAUUGCAAAAUUUUUAUUGAUGGGUGAGCCAUAAAGAACUGACUGGUGUUCAGAUUCUGGCAUGGUUGCCAGAUAGCUUACACAUGCAUCUCUGGUAUUUUAAGCGAAUUUGCUCCAGAAAUCAUUGAUACACAAGUGUGGAACUAAACAUUAAACUUGUUUCAGAGUAGCAGCCGUGUUAGUCUGUAUCCACAAAAAGAAAAGGAGUACUUGUGGCACCUUAGAGACUAACAAAUUUCUCAAAUAAAUUUGUUAGUCUCUAAGGUGCCACAAGUACUCCUUUUCUUUUUACAUUAAACUUGAUCACUCUUCAAAGUAGAGCUGCGCCUUUAAAGUUAAACUUAAAUAUGCAAGCAUGUUAGAAAAUGAAAGUUGCAUUUCUCAUAGCAACGUUUAUUGCUUUUGUUUAGAUAUACUUGUAACAAUAUUACAUGAAAGUCUUGCAUGUGUAUCUAAAUACAAGUACUAGGCACAGUGUAAACAAGCUAAUCUCAGUGAGAGAAGCGUAAACCUUUUGCUUCCUGACUCUGCAAACUAAAUGUGUUCACAUAACGUUGCAAUAAGUUUUGCGUUUCAUGUUUUGGGGAAGUAGGGUUUUGGGGGCGGGGGGCUACUUUCAGAAUGUUAGUAUUUAAAUAGUCCCAGUUAGGCUUUUGAAGUUUUAUUCUGUUGAUGUAAAUUGCGUGGGUAAAGGUUGAGUUGCUGCUGACCAAUUUCUGCAAGGCUGAGUUAACAGUGUAGCUGUUUCUAGCUGUGGUCUUCAGAAGGAAAAAAUGAUAGCAAUGUAAUGUUCUUCAAGCUGAAAGCUUAGUAUUUGCAGAACUACAAAGAAUGUAUCAAAAACGGUGGAUCCCAUGAUCUUAAUUGUUUCUUGUCCACCAUUUUCUCUGGUCUCUCUGAUCUUGACAGGCUCAUGUUUCAAUGAGAAACGUAGUUUCCUGCAAACUGUUUAUGGUCAGGCCAGACACUGAGCUUAUGUGGUUUCUCUGCCCCAUUAUAGGCUGUAUUAGGCAGAAUGGUAUUGAACAUGCUCAUUGACUCUUCUCUGUAGAUUCUUAUACUAUGCUCAUUACUGUGGUAUCUGAACACCUUUAAAUCACACUCUUCCUCCCACCCAGCUGAGUGAUGGUCAUGGAGGACAGUUCACUUGGAGAAGUUUUAGUUGAUAUAGUAAGAGUUCUUUUGCGUUAAGGAAAGGGAAUAAACAUCCAGUUGAAACAGCCAAAGGGAUUUUCCUCAAACUUUCCAAAAAUAUAAUCCCACCUAGACUCUGAACAGAGUUUAGACCAAUGAGAAUUGAGCAUUAAGAGCAUGUGAAAAUGAGACUAAAUGAGUACACAACUUCAUAGCUUCCGUUACCAGCAUAAGUGGUUCUGUUAUGUACACUGAGGAGACCUCAUCUUGGGGCCUUCCUCCAUAAGAUUUCUUGCAGAACAUUUGUGGCUUUGUCUAUAGCGAUUAAGCUCCUGAUCUAAAUUUCCUUGAAUGCAAUGGUUCUCCUCCAACUUCACUAGUUUUGUAUCCUUUCUCUGGCUAACUAAUUCCAGCCUUUGGGCUGCAUUUUAAAAACUCAACUGCCCUGGAUAGCUGCCCAUGUGAUAGUUGGUAACAUGUUUUUGCUCCCAGCCCAAAGAUGAGGCAAGACUCUAAAAGCUAGCUGGAGGAUGAGCCAGUGCAUUUAGUAUGUUAAAUCUGUAUAUUGCUGAAUUAAAUCACUGUGGUAGGUUGCUGCAACUAAACGUGUCCUUCCCAUGUGCUAGGAUUUAAUAGGCAAGGUUGCUUUGACAAUCUGAGUAAGAAAUUCAGUGGUCUCAAAGUACAGAAAGAGAAGAGGUUGACACUGCAGGUUGUUUCUUACUUUAAGCCCCCCUGGGUACUUACGGGAAGCAAAGCCUUGUGUAUCUAUCUAAAGCCUUGCUUCCCAUAAGAGUCAAAAUUCAUGAUCCCUUCAAAAUUUAGUUGUGAUCACACAUCUGCAUUGCUUCUAAUUACUUUUUUUGAACACUGGAUAAUAAAGGUCAGCAACCAGAAUAGAUUCAUUCAUGAGAUAAAUCCACAUCUGCUUGAUCUGUAGCUACAUUUCUCCAACCGAAUCCCAAUUAAGAAACUGUCUAUGCUAAUGUAUUGGCAUAUACAUACAUUUUUUGGACUUUUGUUUUAAAAUAUAAGUUCAGGAAGCUGAGCACGCUAGUUUUCAUGCUUUAGAUGGAACUUUAGCAGGUAUAUUUUUGUUAGGGUUAGGAAUGGAAUAACCUUCCUACCUCAAUCCUUUAGGGCUGGUGUUUGACUCUGAACCCUGUGUCUGAUUAAUAAAAUGUUAAAUACAGCAUGAGAGUUUCCUGACUGUUACAGUUCCAAAGUGGCUCUGGCUGGCAGCACAUGGUGACCUCUCUCACGCCAGAACCACCUGAAAAGCAACAUGAAAAAUGCAAGCACUUGAAAAUGCUGUUAACUCUGCAAACUGUGCGGCUUUAUAUUCAGAUGACAGUAUGAUCCAGUAGGGGCCUCUCAAGCACUUGACUUUGCCUCUUGCCCAAACAGAACUUUUUUUUUUUUUUUGCUUCAUUUGGGUACUUUUAUUAUUGCCUACUUGGGGGGGGGAGGGCCUGGAAUUAGGUGCCCUUUCAAACAUAUGGCAGAAAUGAUAGGUGGUUUGGGUAGAUGGUUAUCAUGGGAUGUAGGUGAAUUCUGCAGUCUGCUUUGUCAAUUCCAUAAACUCAGGAAAAUGGAUGCAGCUUUCUGCGACUUAAGAUGCAGAAUUCAAAGAUCUUUGACUUGUCAAAAUUCCUGGGUGCGGACUAUCUUAACCCUUUCAGUAUAUGCCGCACAGGCAGAAAUGGAUCAAUCACAAGGUGCAGCUCGGUGCACAGUUGGGCUGUACAAUUGUUUAUACCUCCCUCAGCGUAUUGAAAGAGUUAGUCAUCCCACUACUGCCAGACAAAAUGGUUCUGCCACUUCAAACCCAAGGGGAGUAUUAUCCAAUCAGGGGACAGUUAAGGUAGCUCUGAAUUACUUCAGUUGCCUUUCACUCCAAGGCCACUGGUUCAAAUCCCAAUCUAGAGAUUGUUUUGAUCCGUGGCCAGUAUGAAAUGAGGUUGUUUCCAGACCUGAUUCCUAAUGGGCAGGAGUACAUUUGGCUCUAGAGGGGCCCCCUUAUUAAUGUCUGCAGGGAAGCCCGCGGACCUAAUGGUAGGAGGCACUUAAACAGCACACUUCCAUGCUGGCUUGGCAACCAAAUUUCUCUAGAGACGGUCCCUCUAGGUCAUAGCUGAGGUACAUUGGCAAAGGUACGGUGAGUGAAGAAACUUGCACUGCCCGGAGGAUCUCACUUUCUCUGGUUUUGAUCCAGAACCUUUCACCAGCAGUGAAAUCGUAACAAAUGUGACUAGACACCAGCCACCAGGGUGCUUGUCUGGCAAUUGGAGACCGAGCAUAGAGGCAGGAGCAGUUCUAAGAGGAAGUUAGACACUGCUGUGUUAGAAUUCUGGACAGCCGUUAGUCUGCCCGCUAACUCAAACGCCUCUUCUGGCUCACAGAUAUCAAGCAUCAAUCUAGAAUUUCCUUGCUAGUGAGGAAAAUGACCUGCUUGGCUUCCUUUUCAGAUAAGCUAAUAAAGGACAAUGCUGAGGGGGGUUGUUUUUUUUUUUGAUUCUUGCAAGGUUCUGCAGCCACAACAAACUGGUUCCAUCUCUCGUUCAUACACACUAGUCAGCAGCUCUUAGAAUUUCAGUUUUCCUUUUUGUAAAGUAUGCAAGUUUCCUUCUAUAUGAGAGACAGUAAUUGGUCAGGCAAAUCCGAAUGAAGGCACAAAGAACUUGCUAAACAAAGGCGGAAAAGACUCCGGCAGUAAAUAGUACUGCUAUGAAGCAGUGUGUUGUUUUUGACAACCUGGUGAAUGUGAAUUUGUGGCAUCUGCUAUUUAAAAGGAGCUGUUUUUUACUUGGGUUGCCAGCAGCAUACAAUGUAAUGAUUAAAUCUGUCGAGCCGAAGCGUUUUUUGGUUUUUUACUACUAGUAAUGAAGUAGGAGAUGUUCAUUUUGUUAUGUGUAUUCCCUUUUGCUGUUCCCAUUUAAAGUCCCAUUGUGAUAACUUCCUGAAGGUGUGAUCUUUGUAGCAUGAUUGUACAAACAUACAUAUGAAAUUCCAGAUUUCUUGUUCUCACUAAAAUAUGUUAAAGCAAUAGCAAUUUUACUGCUGUCAUGCAUAGCUUAAGGUGUUUGCACACUUUUUCCCUCCCUCUUUCGUAUUGCUUGAGAUUUGCAACUUUGCUACUAUACUGUACUAAAGGAAUCCUAGCAUUCCAUUAUCAGGCAGACUCGGACACGUUGUUGCCACAAGUAACUGCAGUGUCCUGGUAUUCCUUUUUUAAUUAUUUUUAUGGAAAAAUAAUAUAAAAGGUUUUGUUACAGUGGAUUUUAACACCCGAACCCUGGAACCAUAUUAUUGAAACUUUGUAAAAUAAGUCAGUCUUUUAUGAAACCGCUUGAAAGUGGAAUGUUGCAUCCUUUUAUGCUAUUUCUUGCUUUCUAUGUAGCUUUAUUCAAUUUUUUUAACCUUUUUAAGUUUCAGCCUCCUGUGUAUUAGGUACAGUAUUUUCUGCCUUUCAUACUUUGUAAUAAAAAUGGAACAUUUAUAGAUUGA